CCAGUAAGCCCGUGCGCAUAACGCAGCGAACACACAUCUAAGGAUAAAACUAAAGCUUAUGAGUCAGUAGCUACUGUGCGGCGACGUGCCACAACAGCCUUCCUGGGUCAUGCAUCAGCCUUCGGAGCAGUCCAUAUAUGUGCCUAGUACUAACAUGGACGGUGCGGAUCGUUGCCGAUGCCGAUGACAGUUCGCGGCGCUGUCCAAAGGCGGCCUGGUGGCGAAUCGGCACUCUCCGCAUUACCGACCACCGCGUUAGGUUCCCGUUGGCUUGUGCCGAACACUGCCAUCUUACACCACCGAUGUCGCAUCCUCUUGGCACUUUGUUAAAUCGUGCGCUAUUCCUCCUGUCACGAUGAUCCUCGCAUCUGUCUGUACAACUCGGGCUAUGCGCUCAAGAUGCACCUCAUAUCCAAGGAUACCUCUAACACGCAAGCUUGCGACAGUUGCACCUCGAGUACCCAUAAGUCCUCUUAAUCUAGACAUCACGUUGGAUUACGAUCGUCAAAUUUCACAAUUGAAUGCAGUCAAGCACAGGUCACGGCAGCCUUUGACCCUAACAGAGAAAAUAAUAUACAGCCAUUUAUACACAGGUCCAGAUUAUGCCUGGAACCUCGACAAAAUCAGGCGAGGGGAGACUCUCUUGCAUCUGCGGCCUGACAGGGUGGCGUGCCAUGACGCCACGGCCACAAUGGCACUUCUACAAUUCAUUAGUGCUGGUCUUCCCAAGGUUCAGGUACCGACUACUGUUCACAGCGAUCAUCUUGUGGUGUCCAGAGAUGGUGCCGACGAAGACUUGAAGAGGGGCAGCAUUGAACACCAAGAAGUGUAUGCUUUCUUGAGCAGUGCAGCUAAGAAGUACGGUAUAGGAUGGUGGAAACCAGGCGCUGGGAUCAUACAUACAACCAUCUUCGAGAACUAUGCCUUCCCCGGUGGGCUCAUAAUCGGAACCGAUUCCCACACACCAAAUGCCGGGGGUAUGGGCAUGCUGGGCAUUGGUGUUGGCGGCUCUGAUGCGGUGGACGCAAUGGCCGGAAUGCCGUGGGAGCUGAUGUCUCCGAAAGUCGUUGGAGUGCGACUGACCGGCAAAUUGAGCGGAUGGACGUCCACGAAAGAUAUCAUCUGCAAAUUAGCGGGUAUCCUGACUGUUUCCGGUGGGAAAGGAAAGGUCAUCGAGUUCUUCGGUACGGGCUGUGGCAGUCUCGGUGCGACUGCCAUGGCUACGGUUUGCAACAUGUCCGCUGAGAUUGGUUCAACUUCUUGCAUCUUUCCAUACUCAGAUUCCAUGGGCCGGUACCUGUCGGCGACCAAGCGAGACGACAUCGCGCGGGAGGCGAACAAAUACAAGGACGUACUCCUCACGGCCGACGAAGGUUCUGAAGAUCGCUACGAUGACAUUAUUGAGAUCAAUCUCGACACCCUUGAACCACAUGUCAACGGGCCAUUCACCCCAGACCUAUCGCACCCCGUCUCCCAGCUGAAGGGAGCUGUUCAAAAGAGUAACUGGCCUGUCAAUAUCAGCCACUCAAUGGUGGGAAGUUGUACCAACAGCUCGUACGAAGAUCUUUACAAGACUUCACAGCUUGUCGGCCAAGCCAAAGCAGCUGGCGUGCCGCGAGUGAAGACACCCUUUAUGGUGUCACCAGGGAGUGAAGACAUUCGAGCUACGGCGGAAGCAGAAGGCAUACUACAAGCCCUACGAGAUGCAGGUGCUGUGAUCCUGAGCACCACCUGCGGCCCGUGUGUAGGCCAGUGGGAUCGCACAGAUGUCGACGUCAAAGGUCGUGAGCGCAACACUGUUGUGUCAAGUUUCAAUCGCAAUUUCGUUGCACGCCACGACGGCAACCCCGAGACAUGUUCGUUCGUCACAUCACCUGAAAUGGUGACUGCUUUUGCGUAUGCAGGUCGCAUCGACUUCAACCCAAUUAGCGAUUCUAUAGCGGUGGAUGGAAAAGCAUCUCAGCUACGCUUCACUGCCCCAACAAGCGUGGAGCUACCCGUCGCUUUCACGACUGGCGAAAACCUCUAUCAAGCACCUGUUGAGAACGCAGGACAUCUCUUAGUCAACAUUGAUCCACAAUCCGACCGGCUGCAACUGCUACGGCCUUUUGAUGCCUGGAAGACUGGUUCAGCACAAGACAUGCCGGUGCUGAUCAAAGUUGCCGGCAAAUGUACCACUGACCAUAUUUCUCCCGCCGGACCAUGGUAUAAGUACAGGGGCCACCUAGAAAACAUCAGCAACAACAUGCUACUAGCAGCCUCCAACGCGUUCCUGCCCCCCGGCGACUCUAAGCUCUUAGGCUACACUAUCCACCCACUCGACUCAACAACGGGCGUCAUACACGAAGUUGCGCGCGACCUGCAAAACAGGAACGUCAAGUGGUGCAUCAUCGGCGACUGGAACUACGGCGAGGGCUCGUCGCGCGAGCACGCCGCACUUGAGCCACGCUAUCUGGGUGGCAUUGCCGUUGUUGCGCGCUCGUUCGCACGCAUCCACGAGACGAACCUCAAGAAACAAGGCUUGCUGCCAUUGACGUUUGCGGAUCCUGCCGACUACGAUAGGAUCGCGCUGGGCGACCGUGUCACGCUUGUGGGAGUCGAGAGCGGCGAGAUGCUGCCGGGGCAGCAGGUGGGGUUGAGGGUGGUGACUCGGGAGGGGGGCGCGUGGGAGGCGAGGCUGGAUCACAGCUAUAGCGAGCGGCAACUCAGGUGGUUGAGGGCUGGGAGCGCCCUCAAUUACAUCAAAGAAACGAUUCUGGGAGAGUAGAACUGCGCUGUCGAUCACGACGAUCAAGAGAUGAGAAGGCUCAACCUGCCCGAAAGAGUAAUUCGUAAGACCGUGGAUUACGGGACCUCGUGGAGUGAAAGCCCCUCUGCCCAAUGAAGUCAUGGGCCGCUGUGAGCCGAG
This is a messenger RNA of Boeremia exigua, 2908 nucleotides long. Its product is annotated as aconitase family-domain-containing protein. Gene Ontology annotation, biological process: tricarboxylic acid cycle. The record is from RefSeq and is a predicted model, not a curated record. The transcript is spliced from 3 exons. Gene Ontology annotation, cellular component: cytosol; mitochondrion. The coding region runs from base 356 to 2767 and encodes 803 amino acids. Lineage: Eukaryota; Fungi; Ascomycota; Dothideomycetes; Pleosporales; Didymellaceae. Gene Ontology annotation, molecular function: 4 iron, 4 sulfur cluster binding; aconitate hydratase activity.